Molecule: messenger RNA, 1480 nt
Organism: Mangifera indica (mango)
Lineage: Eukaryota; Viridiplantae; Streptophyta; Magnoliopsida; Sapindales; Anacardiaceae
Product: protein SCO1 homolog 2, mitochondrial
Exons: 7
Coding region: 143-955 (270 amino acids)
Biological process (GO): mitochondrial respiratory chain complex IV assembly
Source: RefSeq, a predicted model, not a curated record
UAAGAUAAUUAUAUUGCCAUAUUCAAACCAAAAUACUUUUGAUCUUGGCCAACAAGGCAAAGUUUUCAAAAUAAUUCAACAUGAGUCUUGGGUUUAAACAGCACUCCUUCACAAGCCCACCUCCAAAAUUUUCCGCUAAACAAUGCCCAUUUCUCGCUUUCUUUUCUUUUCCCCCAAACACCGCUUCAGACAGCCUCUGAAUCUCCUUCAAAAGUUUGAUCCAUCGAAGAGAGUUCAAUCUUGUGGCUACACGAAAUCAUCAAGACAUAAUCAUGGACUAGAUGGUAAUCGUGUAAUGCCUGUGGAAGCAAAAGCUUCUCAUUCAUGGAGUACUUAUGUCAUUCCUGGUGCUCUUUUGGGAUUUGCUGGACUAGCAACUAUUGUUCAUUACAAUGACGAGAGGAGAGCUAUUCCAAAAGGGCAGGGGAAGAGCCAUGGUUCUGAUGCUGUCAAGGGCCCAAUUAUAGGUGGCCCAUUCACUCUUAUUGAUAUGGAAAAUCGGACUAUUACUGAAAAGAAUUUUCUGGGUAAUUGGGUGCUCCUAUACUUUGGCUAUACAUCAUCUCCUGAUGUUGGACCUGAGCAAGUCCAGACAAUGGCCAAGGCUGUAGAUAUCUUAGAGUCAAAGAAGAAUCUUAAGGUUUUACCAGUCUUUGUCACAAUCGAUCCUCAGCGUGAUACACCUGCACAACUCCGUGCUUACCUUAAAGAGUUUGAUUCAAGAAUAUUGGGAUUAACUGGACCAGUUGGAGCUGUUAGGCAGAUGGCACAGGAAUACCGCAUAUAUUUCAAGAAGGUCGAAGAGGAAGGGGGUGACUAUCUUGUUGAGUCUUCCCACAACAUGUAUUUGAUGAGCCCAAACAUGGAGGUUGUAAGAUGUUUCGGGGUGGAGUAUACCGCAGAAGAGCUAGCAGAAGAUUUACAAAAGCAACUGAAGAGAACUCCAACAACUUAAUAAUUAGAAUCUGACGUUCAAAUCCCCUUUCAAGCCUCCUACUGUGUGCUUAUCAAAGGAUUUCCAGUUAUCGGAGAAGAAAACAUUCCGUGUAUCAUUUACAUGGGUGAUUGAUCAAUAUUCUGCAAGAUACCAUCCAACAAAUCCUUAACAAAAUUUUCAGGUUCAAAUCACUUGACUUAAGUUUUAAGCCAAUUUCGUAUCAAAUUAACAUUUUUUUCUUGUCAUUGACUCAAGUAGUUCACAAUGAAAUUGAAAUUGUUUAUUUGAAAAGGUGAUCUUGUUAUUGUGAUUACUACAGGUUUAUCGAAAUUGUUUAUUUGAUGAGCCCAACUUGAGCAUCUUACAAAUAAGCAUGAGCUCCACAUUGUAAUAAGUUAUAAUUUUUUGUGUAUUAACCUUGGGUGGCAUGGUGAUCUCUUAAGAUAUCACUUGAAUUAGUUGAGUUAUAUACUAUGUAUUUAUAUGAUUUAUAUUGGAUAAAUAAUAUUAAAAAGAAUACAAAAUUUUAGACUUUUAUGAUAA